UGGCUCCAGCACCAACUCGCGCGUGCCCCGGGCCUUGUUGCCCGCCAUGAACAUGGCCUCACGUGGUCCCUGCGCCUCGGCGCCCCCGGGCGCCUUUGGCGGCCCUAUGGCCUCGAUGCCGCAAGGUGGCUACGCGAUGGCUUCCAUGCCGCCGGGUGGCGGGCGACCCCCGCAGGGGCCGCAGUCGAUGUCCAUGCAGUCCCUCGCGGUGCCGAAUACUUCUGCUCGCACUCAGUCCCAGCCCCCCGCUUCGCAGAAUUCCGGGGAACAGCUGCAGCUCGCCCGGCAGGAGCUCACGGAAUGCCUGGACGUUGCGCUGGAGAAGCGGCGGGACCUAAUCCGGCAGAUGGACACGCUCCACAACCGCACGUCCAUGCCCGGCAACCAGGGUUUGGUGUCAGCCUACGACCAGCCUGAAAGCCAAGCCACGCGCCACCACCUCGAUGAGAUCGACUGGCGCGUGGCCCGAGUAAUGUACUGCUUGGACCCCAAAUACAACACCGUGGUGGACCCCGCCAGAGCCUACGAGAUCCAGCAGAAGAAGCUCGACGAUGGCCAAGCCAUCCAGAAGCAGCUCUGCAGCGAGUCCAUUGUCGAGUGGGAGGACCGCCUGCGCCCGGUGGGCCUCACAUUGCCGCUCCAGGAGCGCGUCGCGGGCGCCCGAGUGCCUUUCUAUGAGGCCAACCCCUCCUACUCAGAGGAGACCGAUGUUUGGGGCAGAACGCUGGGCCUGCGGACUCUACAGGAAGCGCUCCACGGGGACGUCUCGCAGCCUAUGCCCCGACCCGUGAUGUUCCCAGAGGAGUACCAGAACUUCAAGCAAGGCAGGUAUGUCCGGGACGAUUGCCCGAUCUCAUGAGAGAAAUUCGAGCCGCCGCGAUGCGCACGCGGCGCGCUGUUUGUGAAAAGUCGCCCGGCCUUUGCCAAGCAUCAGCUCACGGAGUCGGAGCCCCAGACCCUUCGGCCAAGAGCUC
Molecule: messenger RNA, 974 nt
Organism: Effrenium voratum
Lineage: Eukaryota; Dinophyceae; Suessiales; Symbiodiniaceae
Source: the annotation of a GenBank genome assembly